This is a messenger RNA of Closterium sp. NIES-65, 2976 nucleotides long. NCBI's taxonomy places the organism in Eukaryota, Viridiplantae, Streptophyta, Zygnematophyceae, Desmidiales, Closteriaceae. The record is from the annotation of a GenBank genome assembly.
AUGUUCUCACGCCCAGCACACCAUGCUGUUCUCACGCCCAGCACACCAUGCUGUUCUCACGCCCAGCACACCAUGCUGUUCUCACGCCCAGCACGCCAUGCUGUUCUCACGCCCAGCACACCAUGCUGUUCUCACGCCCAGCACGCCAUGCUGUUCUCACGCCCAGCACGCCAUGCUGUUCUCACGCCCAGCACGCCAUGCUGUUCUCACGCCCAGCACGCCAUGCUGUUCUCACGCCCAGCACGCCAUGCUGUUCUCACGCCCAGCACGCCAUGCUGUUCUCACGCCCAGCACGCCAUGCUGUUCUCACGCCCAGCACGCCAUGCUGUUCUCACGCCCAGCACGCCAUGCUGUUCUCACGCCCAGCACGCCAUGCUGUUCUCACGCCCAGCACGCCAUGCUGUUCUCACGCCCAGCACGCCACGCUGUUCUCACGCCCAGCACGCCACGCUGUUCUCACGCCCAGCACGCCACGCUGUUCUCACGCCCAGCACGCCACGCUGUUCUCACGCCCAGCACGCCACGCUGUUCUACGGCCAGCACGCCACGCUGUUCUACGGCCAGCACGCCACGCUGUUCUACGGCCAGCACGCCAUGCUGUUCUACGGCCAGCACGCCAUGCUGUUCUACGGCCAGCACGCCAUGCUGUUCUACGGCCAGCACGCCAUGCUGUUCUACGGCCAGCACGCCAUGCUGUUCUACGGCCAGCGCGCCAUGCUGUUCUACGGCCAGCGCGCCAUGCUGUUCUACGGCCAGCGCGCCAUGCUGUUCUACGGCCAGCACGCCAUGCUGUUCUACGGCCAGCACGCCAUGCUGUUCUACGGCCAGCACGCCAUGCUGUUCUACGGCCAGCACGCCAUGCUGUUCUACGGCCAGCACGCCAUGCUGCUCUACGGCCAGCACGCCAUGCUGCUCUACGGCCAGCACGCCAUGCUGUUCUACAGCCAGCACGCCAUGCUGCUCUACGGCCAGCACGCCAUGCUGCUCUACGGCCAGCACGCCAUGCUGUUCUACGGCCAGCACGCCAUGCUGUUCUACGGCCAGCACGCCAUGCUGUUCUACGGCCAGCACGCCAUGCUGUUCUACGGCCAGCACGCCAUGCUGUUCUACGGCCAGCACGCCAUGCUGUUCUACGGCCAGCACGCCAUGCUGUUCUACGGCCAGCACGCCAUGCUGUUCUACGGCCAGCACACCAUGCUGUUCUACGGCCAGCACGCCAUGCUGUUCUACGGCCAGCGCGCCAUGCUGUUCUACGGCCAGCGCGCCAUGCUGUUCUACGGCCAGCGCGCCAUGCUGUUCUACGGCCAGCACGCCAUGCUGUUCUACGGCCAGCACGCCAUGCUGUUCUACGGCCAGCACGCCAUGCUGUUCUACGGCCAGCACGCCAUGCUGUUCUACGGCCAGCACGCCAUGCUGUUCUACGGCCAGCACGCCAUGCUGUUCUACGGCCAGCACGCCAUGCUGUUCUACGGCCAGCACGCCAUGCUGUUCUACGGCCAGCACGCCAUGCUGUUCUACGGCCAGCACGCCAUGCUGUUCUACGGCCAGCACACCAUGCUGUUCUACGGCCAGCACGCCAUGCUGUUCUACGGCCAGCGCGCCAUGCUGUUCUACGGCCAGCGCGCCAUGCUGUUCUACGGCCAGCGCGCCAUGCUGUUCUACGGCCAGCACGCCAUGCUGUUCUACGGCCAGCACGCCAUGCUGUUCUACGGCCAGCACGCCAUGCUGUUCUACGGCCAGCACGCCAUGCUGUUCUACGGCCAGCACACCAUGCUGUUCUACGGCCAGCACGCCAUGCUGUUCUACGGCCAGCGCGCCAUGCUGUUCUACGGCCAGCGCGCCAUGCUGUUCUACGGCCAGCGCGCCAUGCUGUUCUACGGCCAGCACGCCAUGCUGUUCUACGGCCAGCACGCCAUGCUGUUCUACGGCCAGCACGCCAUGCUGUUCUACGGCCAGCACGCCAUGCUGUUCUACGGCCAGCACGCCAUGCUGUUCUACGGCCAGCAGGCCAUGCUGUUCUACGGCCAGCACGCCAUGCUGUUCUACGGCCAGCACGCCAUGCUGCUCUACGGCCAGCACGCCAUGCUGCUCUACGGCCAGCACGCCAUGGUGCUCUACGGCCAGCACGCCAUGCUGUUCUACGGCCAGCACGCCAUGCUGUUCUACGGCCAGCACGCCAUGCUGUUCUACGGCCAGCACGCCAUGCUGUUCUACGGCCAGCACGCCAUGCUGUUCUCACGCCCAGCACGCCAUGCUGUUCUCACGCCCAGCACGCCAUGCUGUUCUGACGCCCAGCACGCCAUGCUUCACCUUGCACACGGGCAGCACGCCAUGCUUUACCAUCACCAUCACGGGCAGCACGCCAUGCUUUACCAUCACCAUCACGGGCAGCACGCCAUGCUCUACCAUCACCAUCACGGGCAGCACGCCAUGCUCUACCAUCACCAUCACGGGCAGCACGCCAUGCUUUACCAUCACCAUCACGGCACACGGCUCACCAUCAGCCUGCCGCACCUUGAACGUGUCGCCACUGUGUCCACCAGGUGGGCAGGGUCGGAGGGGAGCCAGGUCUGGUUGGCCAUGUCGAUGCCCGACCGCGUGAUCCACUCAAACGUGUCGGGCUGGGCAAGGCGUGCGAGCCAGAGCUCCACAGAGAGGCUGUGCUGCUCCAGGCGUAUGUAUGCCCCGUCCACCAGGGCUAGGACCCACCGGCAGCAGCACGCCAGCUGGCGGUUUAUAAAGGCGAUCUGUGGGGAAGCAAGGAGAGGGCAGACGGGAGAGGAGGAGGAGAGGGAGAAAAGGAAGCAGAGAGAGGAGGCACAGUGUGACCAUCGGCCUCUUGAAGGUUUGUCUGUGUGGGGAGGGGGAGGCGUGCAAGCCAGUGCUCCACGGGCAGGCUGUGCUGCUCCAGGCGCACGUAUGCGCCGUGCACCAGGACUAGCACCCACCGGCAGCAGCACGCCAGCUGGCGGUUAA